AUGGGUGGCGCCACUGUCGGGUCUUUUAGUCCCAAUCGAUCUUACACACCCUGCCAGGCGCCUCUCGAAGGCCUCCUCGCGUUUGCAUCUAGCAUCAGCGCCACUGGCAGGCCUUGCAACCAGGUCCUGGUCCAGCCGUCACCUUACGCUGUCGACAAUCAGGUCUUAAUAGCCACUCUUAAGCAGCUCAAGACAGCACAUCCUGAGGUGAAAGCCCGGGCGAUUGCUGUCGUUGACUUAGCACAAGUAACGGAUGACCAGCUAAGGACCAUGCAUGACCUCGGCGUUCGAGGCUUACGCAUCAAUGCUCAGGCAAGUGGUAAGGAAGUCGACCUGGCGCAGCUGGGCGAGGCUUUACUGCAGGCUGCCACACGGAUAAAGUUGUUGCCGGAGUGGAAACUGCAGACCUUCUGCCCUCCUGAGGCAUGGGACGGUCAGUGCUUGGCACCUUUGCCCGGUCCCUCCUUCUUCCUGAAAAUCAAGAAUUUAUCCGUGCUGACGUCCACAGAAUUGUUUGAUCUUAUACAAAGCUUGCCUGUUGAGCUCAUCGCUGACCAUACCGGUGGUCUCAAGGGCUCCUCAAAGCUUGAGGGCGGCGGAGCUGGAAGCCUUCAGCAGCGCGGCAUGAGUACUCUGAUCAGACUCGCCCGUGAGAAGAAGGUUUUCAUUAAGAUUUCUGGACUGUACCGAUCUUCCUGCAGGGUAGGUACCAACUUUGACGACAUGGGCGCCCUAAUUAGCAAACUGGCUGAAGAAGUUCCCGACCAGCUUAUGUGGGCCAGUGAUUGGCCUCACACAGGCGAAGGCAAAGACCGCCUGCACGGCGCGCUAGAUGUGGAGGAACCGUUUCGAGAAAUUGACGAUGUCGGAGUGUUGAGGAAUAUAGAAAAAUGGGUUGGCCCUAGCGUAUGGCAGAAGAUGAUGGUUGAUACGCCUCGCAAGGUAUUUCUUUAG
Molecule: messenger RNA, 954 nt
Organism: Colletotrichum paranaense
Lineage: Eukaryota; Fungi; Ascomycota; Sordariomycetes; Glomerellales; Glomerellaceae
Exons: 2
Coding region: 1-954 (317 amino acids)
Molecular function (GO): hydrolase activity
Source: RefSeq, a predicted model, not a curated record